CUUUGCGACCUGCUGGAUCAGGAGGCGGUGGAACCAAACGAGACAUAAUCACUUCGCCUGAACUGGGCUGUUGACGUUGCGAUUGAAGUCGCUCACCCCCGGACAAAAAGGAGAGAAAAGGCCCCGUGCCCGGUGGUUUUCCCGACUGCGCUGCGACUGAUCCAUCUCCCGCACAAUGGCUUCCACCUCGGCCGAUGUCUUGGAUGCCGCCGGCGAUUACCUCGUGCGGCCCCGACCACGGAAGCCCCUCCAUUCCCAGCUGUCGCAGAUUAGCAACGCAUCCGAGACAAACGGCACGCUCGAACCCCCCAGCAAUGGCCACGCUACUGGUUCAACAAGUGGUCGCUCCACGCCGGUACCCGUCGAUGCGCCACCAUCGGUCAAGUCCCUCUCGACGGCCCGAAAGCAGGCCCGCGCAGAGCAGCGCCGCCGCCUCUUCCCAACCAUCGAGUUCGCAAGCCGCGUGUCGCACUUUGAUCCGAACAGCGACUACCGCGAUUUCCGGGGCUUCUUCAACCUCUUCUGGAUUGGGCUUGCCAUCAUGGCCAUAACAUCCAUGCUACGGAAUAUAAAAGACACCGGGUACCCACUCCGCGUCGAGAUAUGGAGUCUGUUCACCGUCAAGCUCUGGCACCUGGCCAUUGCCGACUUUCUGAUGGUGGCCACCACUGCCGUUUCUCUCCCCUUGCAACGCAUUUUCCGCGCUGCACCAGCCGGAGGUGCAUUGACGUGGGCCAAGGGCGGCAUGGCCAUCAUGAGCGUAUACCAGGUCUUGUGGCUGGCCUUGUGGAUUGCCGUGCCUUUCUUGCUGGGCUGGACGUGGACGUCUCAGGUCUUCUUUUUGCUCCAUACCAUGGUUCUCCUAAUGAAGAUGCAUUCCUACGUCUUCUACAACGGCCAUCUUAGCGAGACCGAGAAGCGACUGCGCUCCCUUGACAACCCCUCCACCGCAUCGCGGGCCCCGGCAUAUCUUUACCCGACCCCAGACAACCCCAUGGGCGCGAUGGCGGGUAGCCCUAAGAGAGCCGAUGCGGCAGGCGAGGGGGUGGGGGAGGGCGAAGAUGACGUCCCUGUGGACAGUGAUGAGAUUGUCGAGCUCCGUGAGGACCUGGCCCGGGAGUUAACCAGCCCCAUCGGCACAAUAACGUAUCCGGCCAACUUAACCUGGCCAAACUAUGCCGAUUACAUAUGCUGUCCGACCCUGUGCUACGAGAUCGAGUACCCGCGGAACGACAAGAUCGACUGGCAAAACCUCUUCUCCAAGAUCGCUGCCAUCUUCGGCUGCAUCUUCCUCCUGACCAUCAUCUCGGAGGAGUUCAUCCUCCCAGCCCUAGUCGAUGCCUCACAGAGGCUCGACCCGUCGCUGCGAACGGCCGACUCGGCCCUUACGGCCCUCGAAGUGCUCCUCAUCCUGGCCGAGACCAUCUCCUGGCUACUCUUCCCCUUCAUGCUGACCUUCCUGCUCGUCUUCCUCGUCAUCUUUGAGUACGUGCUCGGGGCCUGCGCCGAGAUCACGCGGUUCGCGGACCGGCACUUCUACAGCGACUGGUGGAACAGCACCGACUGGAUGGAGUUCUCGCGCGAGUGGAACGUGCCCGUCUACAGCUUCCUCCGGCGCCACGUCUACAGCGCCAGCCGGCCCCACAUCGGCAAGGCCAACGCGACCGUCAUCACCUUCCUCGUCAGCGCCCUCGGCCACGAGAUCGUCAUGGCCUGCAUCACCAAGAAGCUGCGCGGCUACGGCUUCAUCUGCCAGAUGCUGCAGCUCCCCAUCGUCAUGCUGCAGCGGACCAAGUGGGUCAGGGGCCGCAAGACCUUCAACAAUGUGUGCUUCUGGUGCAGCAUGAUCCUGGGGUUGAGCCUAGUAAGUCUGCUUUUGGCUUUUACGUGUCCCUGUUCCCGCCGCGUCAAACAACAACACCGAGAACGAAUGAAACUAAUAAUUAUUUUUUCAAUUCCCAUGCAGAUCUGUUCACUCUACGUCUUGGUAUGAGGCAGAACCGCAGAGCAAGCCAGUGGGCGGGUGCCGGGGGAGGAGGAGGGAGGGUCGGCAAUGCGGGCACGUGGUACACCUGCGCCCCAAUCCCCGAGCACACCCUUCCUCCACACGAGUCGCAUUUGCCCAACCUCUUGCGAGCUUGCAUGGGCCGGACGAUCCGACAGGG
Molecule: messenger RNA, 2165 nt
Organism: Chaetomium fimeti
Lineage: Eukaryota; Fungi; Ascomycota; Sordariomycetes; Sordariales; Chaetomiaceae
Product: MBOAT, membrane-bound O-acyltransferase family-domain-containing protein
Exons: 2
Coding region: 176-1993 (605 amino acids)
Biological process (GO): ergosterol metabolic process
Cellular component (GO): endoplasmic reticulum membrane
Molecular function (GO): ergosterol O-acyltransferase activity
Source: RefSeq, a predicted model, not a curated record